AAUAACGUAUUCCGAUGGGUGCCACCACCACGGGAACCAUGUGAACAGGGGGAGGCGCAUGCCGUCAAGCUCAUUGAGUCGCUUGACCUUCAACGACCACCGUAGGACAGUAACUCCCAUUCAACCCAGCGAACAAUGUGGUUCCCACCUGGACUGGGACUUCCCAUCUCGUUGCUUGGGUUAGCUUCCCAAAUCCCGUUGGAGCAGCCCAGUACCCCUGUAAAGCUAGGCGACAUAGCUAAUAUGUCUGUUACUAAAGCUCCAUUCAAGUUGAAAGAGGGUUCGGACGUGUUCUCUCCUAAGAAUCUUCUUGAACUUCCACGACCGGGAGUUGGUAUUGCCAAUCAGCCUGGAGACUUGGUCUUGGUUCCCGUUAGCACGUAUUCGUUCAAGGAAAAGAAGAAUAACAAAUCGAUCUUUCUUGCCCCCAUCGAGUCCACGGUCAAACCACUAGAAGUACCCUUAGCAAAUGGCGGUGACGCGUUCUGGCUCGACUCACGUACUGUCGGUCAUGCCGUUGAGGAAGGCGAAGGGAAAGAUAAAGUCAAGGUUCUUUACGCGAUUUCUGUGAAGGUAGACACGGAUACCACGACGAUCCAAAUCUAUCCGGACUCUCCAGUCUUCAUUGGCAAGUUCCCGACUUCCACCGCUGGUAACUUUCGAUUCACGGGCAGGUCUGAAUAUCUGAUAUUCUCUGAUGACGUCUAUGAGGAUGGUGAUAUUACGAAGGUCAAAGAACAUGAUGAAGCUUGGGAAAAUCGGGGUGAUAGUGCCUAUGUAUUUGACGAUACCUUCGACAGACACUGGGAUACAUUGAUUGGUCCCAAGAGGAGCUCUCUGUUCUCUGUGAAGCUUACACAGAAUCCGGACCACAAAUGGUCCCUAGGUGAUGAGUACAUCAACCUCCUUCGCGGAACAGAUCACAAAUGCCCCAUUGAACCAUUCGGAGGAACCGAUGACUUUGAUGUCUCGCAGGGCCAUGUCAUAUACACGACGAAGGACCCUAAACUCCCUCCAGCCUGGCAUACGAAACAAGACAUUCAUAUUGUAGAUCUCCAAGGCAAGAAUCGUAAAGAACUGACAUCCGGAAAACAAGCUGCUACCCACAACCCUACCUUCAAUGCUGCUGGAGACAAGGUGGCUUGGAUAGAGCUUGACGAGGAUGGCCACGAAUCUGACAGAGGAAAGGUUGUCAUUUACGAUCUCGAGAAGGAUGUUCGAUAUACCCUGACACAAAAAUGGGAUCGCACUGCUAGCGUCAUAUCGUUCUCAAAAGACGGCAAAAACAUCUUCUUCACUGCAGGCGAUAUCGCUCGUGCGAAAGUCUUUGCCCUCCCGAUCCCUCCUACACCUUCCAGGUCAACUACGGACCCGGACCUGCCCAAGGAAUAUGAAACGCCGACUGCACUUACACAUAGCGGCACGGUAGGCGACAUUCAAGCUCUUUCGAAUGGUCGUCUCUUGUUCACACGAUCGUCCCUUACUUCACCAAACGAUGUUUUCGUCAUUCGAGGUCUUGAUGGUGUUGAUCUAUUCUCAGAUGACGUGGGCAAGAAGCUCAAUAUUGACCAGUUGACCAAGUUCACUGAGGAUGCUUUGGAAAGCAAGAACUUGAGUCCUGGAGAAGAUUUCUGGUUCGAAGGCGCGGAAGGCAAGAACGUGCAUGGUUGGAUCAUAAAGCCUCCUGGAUUCAAGGAAGGAGAGAAGAAGAAAUGGCCCGUUGUUCUGUUGAUUCACGGAGGUCCCGAGGGUGCUUGGGAGGACGGUUGGUCUGUCCGAUGGAAUCCUAAUGUUUUCACCCAGCAAGGUUAUGUCGCAAUUGCUAUCAACCCUACUGGCUCGACCUCUUUUGGCCAAGACUUCGUGAAUGCCAUCAAGAAAGAUUGGGGUGGCAAACCUUUCGUUGACAUGCAGAAAGGUUGGAAGUACAUUUUGAACAAGUAUCCCGAAAUCGAUGCAGAUCGCGCUGUUGCGGCUGGUGCCAGUUAUGGUGGAUAUGCCAUCAACUGGAUCCAGGGACAUCCUGAAUUUGGCUUCGGUUUCAAGGCACUCGUGUGUCAUGACAGCUCUUUCGAUGUGAGGUUCACCGCGUACGCAACGGAUGAGCUAUAUUUCUCCAACUAUGAGUUCGGAGGCCGACCUUGGGAGAAUGACACGAAGAUCGCUCUUCAGAAAAAUAACCCCAUCGAGUUCGUUCAUAAGUGGUCAACACCUCAACUAGUGGUUCACGGCAGCCGUGACUAUCGGCUUGUUGAGCCGGAGGGUCUUGGAGUAUUCCAUGCAUUACAGCAAUUAAAGAUUCCUAGCCGCUUGGUGAUCUUCCCAGAUGAGAAUCACUGGGUAUCGAAUCACGGUAACAGUUUGAAGUGGCAUUAUGAAGUCUUCCGAUGGUUCGAUCAGUUCGUCGGCAAGCACGAUUAAAUCGCAAUCUAAAUGCAUGUGUACGAUAUACAUUGGAAUUCAUAUAUAUUUGCCUUAUGGCACGUUGCUUAUAUUCCCGUUCUUCAGUCAUUUCCAUCUUGAUUCAUAUAUAUAUAAUGUUUGUGACUUAACGACUUUGCAGCCUUUCAAAUCCUCAAGACUUCACAUUUCUGCGAGCAUUGUUCCAAUGUAACAUUCCACAAAACAGAGGCACUCCUAG
Molecule: messenger RNA, 2641 nt
Organism: Somion occarium
Lineage: Eukaryota; Fungi; Basidiomycota; Agaricomycetes; Polyporales; Cerrenaceae
Source: the annotation of a GenBank genome assembly